UUCCUGCGUUUGGCUCCUGGUUGGGAGCUAUGGCAGCAGAGCAGGGGGAAGGGUCGAACGCAGCGGGAGGAUCGAAUGGAAGCGUACCGGAAGACAAAGAAAAGUUCGCAUUUACCGGGCAAGUUCUCACGGCAAUAGUUGUCACUGCUGCUGCCGGCAGCAUUUUCGGAGCACGACGGUUUAGGAAAACCAUGACCGACACGGUGUCCAGAAACGCCCAGCGGCGUAAGGCUGAAGCUGAAAGCGCGGCGAGGGCGGCAAGGGACAGGGCUGCUGCCAGGGCUAAUGCGGGGGGGGCCGCGGAUGGUCACCCGUUCCCCGGAAGGAUACCCAAGGGGUGGGAGUUCGACGACAGCAGGGAGGCGGCAUUUGCCGAACAGCGGUUGAAUUCUCAGGUGGUGCAACACUUGUCGGCGUUAGGCGUGAGAAGUUUCGUGGCGGGAAGCGACGAGGUCAAGGCUGCGUACCGUGGGAAGGCAAUGGCCCUUCAUCCGGACAGGAGGAGUGCCGAUUCUUCGAAGCAGAGCGGCCAGGAGUUCAUGAAGGUGGCCGCGUCGUACGAGUGGUUGGACAAGAACUACUUCAGGAGACGCCCCCUCUAACACUUAAGGCACCCGGUUGUAUUCUGAACCGUGUAUUAUGUUUUUGGCUUUUUUUUUGUUUCGUUAUUGGCCGCAGCAAGGUCGCGGUGCGCUCGGUAGCGCGUACAGAACAGCAUAUUUCCUUCUGAUUUAUUAUCAUCUGUCCGUUGUCGUUGAUGAUUUGUUGAAGAAAUACACGCCUGUUACGUAUCGUAAUAAGAAAAGACUACAACCGUUUCGAGGACAGCCGUACCUCGCUCAAAAGUCUGUGUUUAGAGUUCAUUGUUCAUCACAGUGAGGGUUGUACGGCCGCAGCAGCAGUCGUGAUCUUGGCGUUUUCGCACGAGGAUGUUUCUCUCGUGGAGGCUUUUUCGACGUUGUAGCGUGUGGUGUGUAGAUGACGGGUUGACUAGCGUGUGUGGGUGGGAGAGGUGGAGUCGGGCACACCGGUUGACCCCCUGUCGUGUAGAGGAAGUUCUGAGAACGGAGCUACCUGGUGAGGUGGCUGUCAUUUCGGGGCGAGGGGGAGGGGUGAAGUCCUCGGGUGCUUGUGGUACACACGCCGUCGCAACACCACACGUGGUGGCAGUAGGCGAUGGAUUCCUGUGGGAAUGUCAAGCGUUCGGGCUGGUUUUUAACAGCAGUAGUAAAUUGCUACGAUAUGGAGAACCGAGUUUUGGGGGUAAUGUACGGAUGGAUGUAAGCGAGUCAAGAUCGUUUUUCGCGGCCACGAUAAAUAUGUGUUGUACACGGCGGUACCGUCCCAGAGAAGAACGGAUCGUACUUACACCGUAGUUAGAAACCAAACGAGAUCAUCGAAGCGAUGAGAGACUCCUGCUGUCGGAAGAAUCAAGGUGUUCAAAGUGGGAACAUAAAAACAUCGUUUUUGCCCAGAUCUCAUUCAAGUUGGGCACGCGAAAGAUACGUACAUGUUCGUGUGUCGAGAGCGUCGUGGUCUGCUCUCACACGUUCGUGUAUGAUGUGGCAAGGGUUGCGGCCUGCGCCGCCUGCAACCAAUCGAAGCAGUCAGCGCUAUGGCCCGUGCCUGUGUUUCGUCAAAUGAUAUUUUGAAGUAAUUCAUCGUCUUUUUUUCGUGCGUCCUUUCUCUUGGGAUCAUUCCCACAGGCAACUUGUGCGCCGGGCCUCUACCGUCACAGUACACCCACACGCAACAAACACUGGUGCCAUCAAAGGGCACGCAAACGAACCACCGCUGGUUAGUGGCUUUCGUUUUGUCACAGGAAGUGGGCCCAUACCCACCACCCUGUUUUCUGUUUCACAAGCUCUGCAUGUCGUUCGGAAGUCAUCAUCAUUGCGGCAGCGUCGUCGGCCCUCGAUCUAUGCCGCUCGGCAGUCCGUCGAAGGAUAUCUCCAACCCAACUUGCCAAGGCAAGGCAGUAGUUCAUCCAGCCAUCCUUCU
Messenger RNA from Ectocarpus sp. CCAP 1310/34, 2001 nucleotides. The record is from the annotation of a GenBank genome assembly. NCBI's taxonomy places the organism in Eukaryota, Phaeophyceae, Ectocarpales, Ectocarpaceae.